Halichondria panicea is the source of this 3386-nucleotide messenger RNA. RefSeq names its product probable serine/threonine-protein kinase kinX. Gene Ontology annotation, biological process: protein phosphorylation. The record is from RefSeq and is a predicted model, not a curated record. The transcript has 2 exons. NCBI's taxonomy places the organism in Eukaryota, Metazoa, Porifera, Demospongiae, Suberitida, Halichondriidae. Bases 186 to 3200 code for a protein of 1004 amino acids. Gene Ontology annotation, molecular function: ATP binding; protein kinase activity.
CCAGGGUUACACUAGUGUGCAUUUCCACAACAUACUAUUGCAUGAUACUGUAAGACGCAUAUGCAGUGUAUACAGGUACAUAGCAACAGCAUUGCCAUUGCACUAACAAGGAACUCUAUCUGAGUCUUGCAAUUAGCAAAAGAGUCAAGUCUGCCUGGCCUAGCUGAUACUCUUCGUGUAUAACCAUGGAAACUGAAGCUGUUGAAGAAGUUGGAUUCAAGGAAAUAACAAUUUUUGAAGACGAAAUCGGAGCGGGUGCAUAUGGAUCUGUGCACAUGGCCAUCUGUGACAAACUGUUGUGUGCCGCAAAGAGGAUCUAUAGAAUUUUAGUGCAACCUUCUCAAGCCACUCCUAGUAGAAAUGAGCAUCGAAUUCCAAUUCGAAGGUUUGAAGCUGAGUUUAAAUUUUUACAAGAAAUACGUCACCCAAACAUCAUUCAGUAUCUUGGGAUGUACACAGAUCCAUCAACACACCUCCCCAUAUUGCUGAUGGAACUAAUGGACGAAAGUCUGACACAAUACCUCGAAGGGUCCACUCAACCCAUUGCCUAUUACAUCCAAGUCAACAUCUGCCUCGAUAUCAUGAGAGCCCUCUCGUUUCUCCACGUCAAUGAAAUUGUUCACAGAGAUCUUUCAAGUAACAACAUUCUUUUGGCUGGAAAGUCUCGACAUGCUAAGUUAUCAGAUUUUGGAAUGGCAAAAUUUCUGAAUACCAAAAUGUCACGUGUGUCAAACACAGCCGUUCCUGGUACAGAAGUGUACAUGCCACCAGAAGCUUUUGGGGACGAUUUCAAAGAGAGUGGAGAUAUCUUUUCAUUUGCAGUUCUCCUCAUACAAAUUCUGACGCAAAAGUUUCCGAAACCACAGGGAAAGCUCGAAGACAGAAUAGUUGGCAAUGAAAAGAUCAAAGCCCUUGUGAAAGAAUUGGAGCGUAGAAACAACCACAUUUCUCUGAUUCCACAUGAUCAUUCUCUCUUACCUAUUGCUCUAGAUUGCCUCAAAGAUGAGGAGGCCGAUCGGCCACUGGCUAGUAACCUCUGUGACAGGCUUGCGUCGCUCACCGAAACGAAACUGUACACUGAGAGCAAAACAACCGAAGAGAAACCACAGAGUAUCACGGAAGAAAAGUGUGUGGGUACUACUGAGUGUGAAACAGAAGAGAAGGCCAUUGGCACCGACAACUUCGAUUUACAACUACUUGAUUAUGUGCAUGUAAAGGACGAAGUAAAAGAAAAAUUGACACGCACUGAGCAGCUUCUGGUACAGAGUAAACAGGCUCUAGAAGAGAGUGAACAGAAAAUUUUAGCAAUGAAAGAUCAGCUCGAAGCAAAAGAAAAAGUGUUGGGAAAAGAAAUUGAACAAAACAACAAUCUCAUUGAAACUCAACAAAAAAUUCAAGAGACGCUCCAAGGAACUGAAAAUGAGCUCCAGAGCAUUUCAAGUGCUAAGACUGAACUUGAAGAAAAACUGAGAAACUUGAAGCAAGAAAUUGAACAGCACCAGCAAACUCUCAUUGAGCAGCAAAAGCAAAUCGAUUUACAUUAUGAGAAAAUCACUGAGCAGAAUGAACAAUUGGCUACUCACAUUGGGAAAAUCAAUGAACAAGAGCAACAUAUCAAAGAACAGAAUGUUCAAUAUACUACUCACCUUGAAAAGAUGAGUGAGAAAGAAGAGCAAAUUAAAGGGCUGCAAAUUCAACUUGAACAGCAGUCUAGUGUUAAUGACAACUUAAUAUCAGAGUUAUCCUCUAUCAAAGACUCUUUCAACAACAAAAAAAGCCGACAGCAAAACAAAGCAGCCGAAAAACAACCAAUUGAGAACUCAUCAAAAGCUUCAAAAACUGGUGCAGACAAAGAGUCGUUCUUUACAAAGAUGAAAAAAACUUUAAUUGGUGGUAACAAAGAUGAAGAAGUCAAGCUCGAGGAAUUCGAAGAGAUAACUGCGACUAAGGUCAACGACUCCACACAGCAGAAGCUCGAUGCUAGCAAGAAACAACCAGAAACUGCAGUUCCUACUAACGAAGCCACACUGCCAAAGCUCGAUAUAGACCUCCCACCAAAUUCUACUCAGGCCACCUUACCAAAUGUUGACUUUGAAGGAUUGAAGCAAACUGCCGAGAUACACCAUGAUUCUGGAAUCACUAAAGAUGUAAUGGAAAAGUGGAAUAGAGUUGAUGAUAACGAUCAAGAAACUGCACCUGAUACGUUUACAUCACGAGCCGAACAAGUUCGAACCAAAGCAGCAGUUAACAGAAUUGAAACCUCCAGUGAUAAGUCUGUAGCCACCUUGACUGAUGCUCAUCGGAUUGGUAUGUUAACAAAUCAAGCUCUUCUGCAUCAAGGUGCCUCCAUUGACAAAACUGAAAGGCUACAAGAACAGAUACAAACUGAUCUGAAAGCAAGUGUUAUUCCACUCCCACCGGUCGAAACAUUGCGUGAUACUGAUACACAGCUCAAACUACCGCCAAAGUCUCGAGGACUUUUCAGUGGAUGGUUUGGUUCAAAAAAAGAGGAAAUUAAAGAAUCUUCUGCAUCUAAGCAAUCUGUUAGCCACAGAGAUAAACUGUCUAGCAAAUCAAAAGUGGAGAUUCCACCAACCAGAUCUCAAUCAAAUCCAUUUGACGAAGAGACAAUUAGGGAAGCAAAAUCUGAAGAGAUGAAAUUUCGUGAACAAUCGGCGAUUCAACGGAUGGAGGAAUCUUCAGCAAGAUCGGUGAAUACUCUUGUUGCAACAAAUGCAAUGGGUGUUUCAACUUUAGUAGAACUCGAGCAACAAUCUGAACAACUACACCAUAUCGAACGAGAUCAUGAGCAGAUGCGGGAUGAUCUUACGAGUGGAAGAGAUAAUAUAGAAACGAUCAAAUCACCUUUUGGCUCGCGACCCAGAAAGGAACCUGGUAGGAAAUCCAGUAAGGGUCAAUCGUCCCAAACCCCACUGCCUAAAUCGAAACCACCAAGCUCUAAGGACAGGCCACAACACACCACAACACAACUUCACCAAUGCCCAAGCACAGGUAGCGCACUAGUCGAUGCUAACUUGGAUAAAAUGAGUGAAGUGCUGUCACAGAUGAUGAAUACUGGAAUUGCUCAAGGUGUUUUAUUAGAUGGACAAUCACAGCAACUUGAGCGAAUACAUGUACUGGUAGACAAGAAUCAGACAGGAUUUGCUGCUGCUAACAGGGAGUUGAAGAAACAGCUGUAAUUUGUUUCUAGCUUGCUUUUUCUUUGCAGUGGACUAGACUAUAGUGAAUUAAUAUAAUAUUGCUGUUUAUGUGUAAUCCAAGCUAUUUUAAUUAUAUGUAUAAUUUUUCGAAUCAAAUCGUUCACAAGUAACGCAUGCAAGCCAUUAAAAGAAAAUGUAUAAUAAUAUUAUGUGUACAACCUUCAA